Molecule: messenger RNA, 2205 nt
Organism: Xylaria bambusicola
Lineage: Eukaryota; Fungi; Ascomycota; Sordariomycetes; Xylariales; Xylariaceae
Product: butyryl-CoA dehydrogenase
Exons: 1
Coding region: 398-1774 (458 amino acids)
Biological process (GO): fatty acid beta-oxidation using acyl-CoA dehydrogenase; butyrate catabolic process
Molecular function (GO): flavin adenine dinucleotide binding
Source: RefSeq, a predicted model, not a curated record
GUAAGUAGAGUAAGCCGUCUUUGAUCUGACAGGAGCCUCUUCUCUUGUCCGAGGCGGUCGUGUUGGGAUGACUUCACAUCGUUGCCUUGGAAGCGUGUAUCGAUCUCUUCGUGUACGGUAUUCUCGGAGCUAUGAUGGACUCUGUAUCGUGUCGGUAUUGGUUGAAAUCGAGUGUGAGCAAAGGACCCUAGGGUACUUACUUAGGUGCCUACUCGCCUAACUAAGAUUGUUAGAGUGGUUGUGAUAGGUGAAUGAAUGAAUCCCAGCCACCGCUACUGUGGGCAGAGUGUGUGGGUGAGGGACCCAACCGGUUCGGCUCUACCCAAGGUUGGGCAGCUUUAAGGUCACAAUCGUUAUUACAGUAAACAUUUACCUCCAGGUUCAUUUCUAAGUGACCAUGAACUUCGAGCUGCCCUCUGAUUUACAAGAGUAUAUCGCCAGAUUAGACAGCUUCGUAGCCGCGCAGAUCCUGCCGCUGCAGCACCAGGACGACAAUAACCGCUUCUUCGACCACCGCCGCGAACCCUCGCGGACACAGUGGAAUAACGGCGGCCUUCCCACGCCAGAAUGGGAGGCCAUUCUCGCUCAGGCCCGUCGUAAGGCGGACGAAGCUGGUUUCUAUCGCUUCCCGCUCCCCAAAGAACACGGUGGCCAUGGCCACAAAGACACACACUUGUGGAUGUGCGCGUUGCGCUAUCACAUGGCUUCUCACCCCGUCUAUGGCGGCGGCCUGGGUCUCGCCAAUGACCUGCAGAACGAGCACAGCGUGGUAGGCAACUUCCCGGAUUUCUUGAUGCUCUAUCAUUGGGGCAGCCCGCAGCAAAAGGCCGAAUUAAUCCCGGCGCGCCUCGCAGGUAACUUCCGGAUGACUUUUGGUUUGACUGAGAUUCGCCACGGCACCGAUGCUACCUAUAUGGACACGCGUGCCUCCGAGUGCAUCCUCCCAGAUGGCCGAAAGGGCUACAGGAUCCGAGGAAACAAGAAAUGGCAGACGGGCGCGCAUUCAGCGACUCACUUUUUGAUCUUUGCUCGCACGUCUGACCACACCGGAUCAUCCCGCGGCAUCACGGCUUUUAUAGUGCCCCGUGAUACCCCAGGCAUUACGAUCAAAUCAUUCGAGUACACUCUCAACAUGCCUACGGACCACGCGACGCUCAAUAUCAAUGAUGUACUAGUACCCGCGUCUGCCAUUCUCGGGCCGCUCGACAACGGUCUUGCAAUUGCACAGACAUUUACACACGAGAACCGAAUCCGGCAGGCAGCCAGCUCGUGCGGGGCAGCAAAGUUCUGCAUUGACCGCUCGAUUAACUAUGCCCGCGACCGCGUCGUCUUUGGGAAGCCACUGUCUGUAAAUCAGGCCAUUCAGUGGCCACUCGUCGAGCUUUCGACGCAAGUCGAGAUGUUGCGUCUUUUGAUCCUUCGAACAGCGACAGAGAUGGACACCGUACAGCGGAAAUAUGAGGGCAACACGCAGAUGCCGCCGUGGAUUGCCAUCGAGAAGAAGUUAGGGCACAAGAUUAGCAUGUGCAACUACUAUGCCAACAGACUUGCCACGCAAGCUGCUGACAAUGCCAUCCAGGUCCAUGGGGGCAACGGAUAUAGUCGUCAUCAGCCUUUCGAACAUAUCUGGAGGCACUUCCGCAGAUACAGAAUCACUGAAGGUAGCGAAGAGGUGCAGAUGAGGAAGGUAGCAGGUUACUUGUUUGGGUACAAGAACACUGGACUGGACGAGAAAGAUCUAGGAAAAGCUGGGCAUGGCACGCCUAAGCUAUGAUUUAUGAACACGAUGUUAUAACUAGGGGUACUAAUCACCACUACCCCAUAUACCCUACUGAAGAUUCUCACAGAGAUAAAAAAUCUAGCGACAAGUAGAUCAUGCAAUAAUUAUGGAAACCAGAUGAUGAGCGGCCGAGUAUAGCAUCCUCUGGUUCGGCCUUAAGCAGGGUGUAACUAUUGUGGAUUGAGUAGAGACAAUAACAAGAUAUCUGACAAGGGAGUCAGAGCGGUUAGCAACUUAUGCUGAAAUGAGCCUACUAGCAAGGAGGCAGAUGCGAGCUCAAUUCAUUAUUACACAAGUUUGCCUGACUAUGAAGUCGCUUCUCUUUACAUUGGAUUGUUGUUGGCCUUGUGCGAUCUAUGAAUGACGUAGUUGUCGCGAGCAAGUUAGAAGCACCAAUAAGUGAGUAAAGUGUUUAAAUACAUAUC